Molecule: messenger RNA, 1059 nt
Organism: Anoplopoma fimbria (sablefish)
Lineage: Eukaryota; Metazoa; Chordata; Actinopteri; Perciformes; Anoplopomatidae
Product: hyaluronan and proteoglycan link protein 1-like
Biological process (GO): cell adhesion
Molecular function (GO): hyaluronic acid binding
Source: RefSeq, a predicted model, not a curated record
AUGAUUCCUGUUCUGAUCUGUGCGUUGGUCUCACUUAGCGCAGCGGCUAACGACUUAGACAUUCUGUAUCCUGAUCUGGAGCACUCCAGAACCAUCUAUGUCACAGAGAACGGGCCGCGACUCUCCGUGGCGGCGGAGCAGAUGAAGGUGUUGUCGCGGCGAGGAGGGAACGCUACGCUACCGUGCAAGAUCCAAAUGGACCAAUCACUGACGCCGAGUCGGAAGAUGAGGAUCAAAUGGACCAAGCUGACCUCAGACUACCUGAAAGAGGUUGAUGUGUUUGUCGCCAUGGAUUACCACAAGAGGAGUUACGGCAGUUUCCACGGACGCGUCCACCUGCAGGGCUCCUCCCCCAUGGACGCCUCUCUGGUCAUCACAGAGAUCACCCUGGAGGAUUAUGGGAGAUACAAGUGUGAGGUCAUCGAUGGGCUGGAAGACGGAACCGUGGUGGUGUCCCUCGACCUGGAAGGCGUUGUCUUCCCCUACUUCCCCCGCCUCGGCCGCUACAACCUCAACUUCUACGACGGCGAGCGGGCAUGUCGGGACCAGGACGCCGUCGUGGCCUCCUUCGACCAGCUGCACGAAGCGUGGCGAGGGAAGCUGGACUGGUGCAACGCCGGCUGGCUGAGCGACGGCUCGGUCCAGUACCCGAUCACCAGUCCCAGAGAACCCUGUGGAGGAAAGAACACGAUGCCGGGGGUUAGAAACUACGGCCUGAGAGACAAAGAGAAGAACCACUACGACGUGUUCUGCUUCACCUCCCACUACAAAGGUCGGUUCUACUACCUGAUCCACCCCUCUAAACUGACCUACGACGAGGCAGUGCGGGCCUGCCAACAGGACGGCGCUCAGAUUGCCAAGGUCGGCCAGAUGUUCGCCGCCUGGAAGCUGCUGGGCUACGACCGCUGCGACGCCGGCUGGUUGGCCGACGGCAGCGUCCGCUACCCGAUCUAACCCCGGCGCCGCUGCAGCCCCACGGAGGCCGCCGUCCGGUUCAGCGGCUUCCCCGACAAGAAGCACAAGCUGUACGGAGUGUACUGCUUCAAGGGCCACAACUGA